Molecule: messenger RNA, 1275 nt
Organism: Musa acuminata AAA Group (dessert banana)
Lineage: Eukaryota; Viridiplantae; Streptophyta; Magnoliopsida; Zingiberales; Musaceae
Exons: 1
Coding region: 1-1275 (424 amino acids)
Source: RefSeq, a predicted model, not a curated record
AUGACCCAGCCUUUGCAGCAGCGGGAGCCCCCCACCCGGACUCAUGCACCACUUCUCGAGCUCCCCGCUUCGCCUCGGAACCGGACAGCCCAGCCCGGGAACCGAGAGGCGGAAGAUACGGCGAGUCGCCCAGAGCCUGAGGCGCUAUCUGCGGACUCGACGAACGCCAUGCGAGCCCAGUUGCGCCUUGUUAGUCAACGUCUCGAUGAAGUACAACAGGAGGUUCGCAGGUCAAAGGGAGAGCUCGGGGCGGACGGACACCAAGGGUCCCCGUUCGCGCCCGAAAUACAAGAUCAAGUGAUUCCACCACACUUCCGGCUCCCUUCGUUGGACGCCUAUGACGGCGCCACUGACCCCGCGGACCACGUAGCCGCCUUUCGCGCCCAAAUGGCGCUAUACGGGACUUCUGAUGCCUUGAUGUGCAGGGCGUUCCCAACAACUUUGAGGGGGCCGGCCCGCGCUUGGUACAGCGGCCUGAAGACCGGGACCAUCACCUCCUUUGACCAGCUCGCCCGAAACUUCGAGCUCAACUUCCUGGCCUACACUCGACCAAAGCCGUCCGUGGCGAUGCUCCUCAGACUCAACCAAAGGGAGGACGAGCCCCUCUCCCAUUUUGUGAAUCGUUUUACGACGCAAAUCCGAGGGCUCUCGGACACUCACCCCUCUCUGUUGAUGCAGGCAUUCAUGAUAGGCCUGCGGCCUUCCAGGUUCUUCUGGUCUCUUGUGGAGCGACCCCCCACGACGGUACCCGAGAUGCUCCAGCGAGCAAGCCAGUUUAUCGUCGCCAAGACGUGGAUGGCUGGGAGGCAUGACGAGCACAAGAGGGUCAGGUCGGAGCCACCCCGACAGCAGCAACCCGCUGCACCACGGCGCAGGUUGGAUCGAUCUGACCCGCUGGCGCCAAGGCCCCCUCUCCCCACCUUAGGUUCGUCCCAAAUAGAGAUAUUCCUCCACAUAAGGGGGAAGGGACUACUCAAAGAUCCCCACCCGAUGAGGAGCCCACGAGAACUUGUAGACCGGUCAAAGUACUGUCGUUUCCACCGGCAGAAUGGGCAUGACACUGAGCAAUGUCGUGAGUUGAAAAGACAGAUCGAGGAGCUUAUUCGUAGAGGGCACCUCGGCCAGUACCUUCGGCAGGAAAAGGAACUUUCGUCGCGCCCGGAAGGUCUCGUCGAACAGCACAUCUGGUGGGAGCUCCAUGACCGGAAGGAUGGCGUACGCCCGAGCUGCCCCGGCUCGGGGGCAAUGAGCGUGAAUUCCAUCGGGAUACCGUAA